Acipenser ruthenus (sterlet) is the source of this 6172-nucleotide messenger RNA. Its product is annotated as cyclin-J-like. NCBI's taxonomy places the organism in Eukaryota, Metazoa, Chordata, Actinopteri, Acipenseriformes, Acipenseridae. The transcript is spliced from 6 exons. Bases 432 to 1655 code for a protein of 407 amino acids. Gene Ontology annotation, molecular function: cyclin-dependent protein serine/threonine kinase regulator activity. Gene Ontology annotation, cellular component: cyclin-dependent protein kinase holoenzyme complex; cytoplasm; nucleus. The record is from RefSeq and is a predicted model, not a curated record. Gene Ontology annotation, biological process: regulation of cyclin-dependent protein serine/threonine kinase activity; mitotic cell cycle phase transition.
UAUACCAUUCUCAGGUAGUGUGAACUACAGUUCCCAGAAUGCCCGUGUCCAGUGUCCUGUAGCGCUCGUGUGCAGGUUCAUUUGGCUGGUCUCCCAGCUCGCCUCACAGCAGCGGAGCCGUGUUUCAUUCACAGUUUGCUGCGGAAGGGACGGCCUUGGAAAAAGCACAAACAAAAACUAAAGUGGAAAACCUUAUUUAUAUAUAUAAAAAAAAAAACACUCAGGUAACCGAAAAUGAACACGGUACUGGGUAUGUGCGUGUAAUUAGAAAUAAGUCGAUUCAUUUACGUGUUUUCGUGGAAGGAAAGGCACAGGGAAACUUCCGAAGGGAUUUUAAAUUGCAGGAUGUUGGGAUGAGACAAAGGCUCGGGAGUUCUGGGUUGUGAGAAUAAAGCCAGGGUUUAAAAGUCCGUCCCUUCCGCUGUGGCUGAAUGGGAAGAAUGGAAAUGGAAGAGCAAUGGUGGAAGGGCCAGCUCGCCGCAGACAUCCAUCAGGCUCUUCGCAUUAAGGAGCUGAAGCUGCCUGCUUUCCGGGCCCAUUCACCGCAGAUUGGCAUGCGCCGCUAUUUUGCUGACCUCUUGGCUAUUCUCAGCAAUCGCUACCAGCUCUGCCCCACGGCACGCCACCUUGCUGUCUAUCUGCUGGACCUCUUCAUGGAUCACUAUGACGUUGCUGUCAAACAGCUCUAUGUCAUUGCGCUGUCCUGCCUGCUACUGGCCAGCAAAUUUGAAGAGAAGGAAGACCGAGUCCCCAAACUGGAGCAGCUGAACAACCUGAGCUUCAUGUGCACCCUGAACCUGGUGUUGAACAAGAAAGACUUGAUCAAGAUGGAGGUGCUGCUCCUGGAGACCUUCAACUGGAACCUGUGCAUGCCGACGGCUGCCCACUUCAUCGACUACUACCUCUACGCCUCUGUCCAGGAGAACGACCUGCACAACGGCUGGCCACUCACCUCCAUCACCAAAACCAAAGCCUUCAUUGAGAAAUACACACACUACUUUCUAGAAGUGUCUUUGCAGGAUCACUCCUUCCUCAGUUUCCGCCCAUCUCAGGUAGCCGCAGCCUGCAUAGCGGCAUCGCGGAUCUGUCUGCAGAUCUCUCCCAGCUGGACCACACCGCUGCACCUGCUUACGGGGUACACCUGGGACCACCUUACCCAGUGCAUCGAACUCAUGCUCAUGGCCCAUGACAAUGAUGUCAAAGAAGCAAACAAGACCAAAACCCAGCAGCCAAGUAUCCAGCAGCAGCAGCAGCUGCCAGUAGCGGUCCAGAGGCACCAUCAGUCAACGUCUACUCAGCCACUCCUCUUCACACCAGCCAGCUACACACACCUUUCCCAGCACUCCACCCCUCUCUCCCAGCUACACUCUCUAGCCGAGGCCCAGGUUUUGGCGCCAGUCGUUCCUCGGGACUACCUGCAAGCUCACCGUGCCACCCUGCUGUCUGGCAGUUCCAGUGCCAGCAACUGCACCUUCCACUCCUACCCCAGCCUUCCGUCCAGCCUCCAGCCUGCUGUCAGGACCCUGCCAAUCCAGGGGCCCAUUUCCAUGCAGGUCACCAUAGCGACAGAGCCACGCCACUGCUUGUCUGUCGCCUACGGCAGCAGCUAUCUCAAUGGACACCAUUCCUUUGCAGCGGGAUGUUUUGAUAGGUGACAAAGUGGGAGACAAAAAAAAGAAAUCUCUCUGUGGAAAUUUAAAUAAUGCUGCCAUAUUGUAAAACAUUAUAACAAAAAUAAGCCAUUAAUAAAAUGUCAGAGAAAAAAGACAUGGGACCAGGGCAAGACCUGCUGGAAUCAAAAGGUUUUCUUUAUCACACCUUCAAGCUAAGCGUUGGAAUAGUGGGGUUUGUUAAGCAUUUUCAACAUUUUAUACUGAAACUUAAGCACUCAUUCAGUCACUUUCACACAAGCUCCUAGCAGCCCGCUUGUUAAAUAGGUCUGUUACUUCAAGCAUUUGCCGGCCAUGCAGAUUACUAAAGCACAUAGUAUUUAAAAUUCGAUCUGGCAUGGAGACAAAUUCCCUAUGUGAUUUUAAUUUAGUUAUUAAGAAAGGUGGUCUGCAAGGCAAAUAAGGUAUAGAUGCUGCAGCAUCGGGUGCUAAUGCAACGCUAGACUAUUCCACUCUGCUUUCCUCUGUGGCUUUGAGUAGAAAGCAUUAAGCUUUUUCUAGGAAGUGGUGGGUAAUUGAAUCCAUUUUUAAUGCUAGACCUCCUGCCGGUAAACCCUAGUGGUUAAAUGCAAUCAUAUGCGUUUCUUACCUCAGCCCAACUGGGGGCUAGAUGAAGCUUUAUUUGAUUUAUUCCAGAGAGCAGAUUAUUCGCGAAGUCAGAAUGACUCUGUUACGUUAAUCAGGGCUAUAGUGCAUCCACGUUAAACAAAACAUAAAUCUGGAAGGGGGAAGUGUUGCAGCCAGCCAUUGGCACCUGACCAGGCACCUGGAACUGAACAGCUGUAUUAAUAUCAUCUCACAUUCCCGCUUCCCUCCAGCACUGCCAUGUGUGUUUAUAUGUCUUUACCCACUAUGUGUCUCUUUCUCUCUCUCUCUCUCUCGCUCUCUCUCUCUCUCCCUCCAAUUAACUGAAGCUUGAGGUUUCUUGAGUGCCUUUUGAGUAGUGAGUGAGUAGAACUCCUCCAGCACCAUCCAAGACCAGGAGCUGUUUUGAUUCUAACCAGUAAUAAGUCUAGGCAAAUACAGUAAUUGCCUACGGCGAGCCGUCGAUUGUGUGCUUCGUAAUAAAUAGCUGAAAAAGUUAUAAAAUACCUCCUUUUCCUUUUUAUGUUGCUCUAAUAAUAGUGUACAUUUAUUUGUAAUUCUGGUUCCAUCUGAAGUGUUCCAAUGAGAAUUUCAAAGAAGCUCUGGGGGUGGGGUGGAGGUGGAGUGUGCUUGGAGUCGAGAUGACACUGGGUGUUCAUUUUCAGUCCGUUCAGUUAACUAAACAUUUUUGUAUGCAGUAUUAACCUGUGGACCUAUGUGACAUUGGAAGCCAACAUUUUGAUAUCUAAAGUCCUUUCCUCUUUCAUCUUCUUUUGGAUUACUAUCAAGAAUAUUUAAGCACGAGAGCCUCAGACACAAUCCAGCGAAGGAGUCUUGUGAUUCCAGUUGGAAAAAAAAAAUACAAAAAGGGGUUCGAAGUCCAUUCAAUGUAAUGCCUUAAGGACUGUGAAAAAGCUGUUUAAAAAAAAAAAAUGACUUUCAAGCUGCUGCCUUACAAGACUGAACAAUUUUAUAUUACUGUGACAUUUUUUCAACUAGUAUUGUUUACAUGAACUGUGCUGUAUCAGGGACUAACUGAUUACUUGAAGAUGAUGCCAUUGAACUUAGCUGUUUUAUUUAUAAUGUUUCUUUAUGUAUUUUUUUCCCCCCUUAGAAUAGUUAUAUUGCUUUGUAAACAAUAUCUAAAAUGAAUUAUUGGAUCUUUGUUUUUUCUCCUUGACUCUGAUUUUAAAGCAAGCCAGGCCUUUUUAAAAAGCUCAAUAUGGAAAAGAGACAAGGCUGUAAAUCCAGCUAAGAAAGAAAUACAAAAAAACAGGUUCACAAUUGACAUUGGGCUGUACUUUCACAUUCAAGGAUAGGCAGGAAGUAAAAGUGAGCAUGAUUGUCUAUCCUUGAGGUAAUUGUAUUUACCUGAAAUGUUUUCAGUAUGACGUAAGCCCAGCCUUGUUCCUAUAUGAAAUACAGAGCCUAUGAAGGCCAUCCUUUUACACAUUUGUCCAAGUGAUGUGUGACGUCACACCACCUGCCAUAUCAAACUACUUUAUAUGUCAAAUGGUAUAGUGUAGGCUAUGACAUACUUUACAAAAAACCUGAAGCUGGUCCAAAAAAAAAAAAAAAAUUAAAAUAGAAACGGUGUGAUAAGAGGAUCUAUGUAUAUUUCAUUUUAUAAAAUGGAAAAAUCCAACCUACCAAAUGAUCCUGUUGUAAUGCAUCUAAUCCUCAAUAUCUGUGUGCAUGUUUGUAGUGUUUGUUUUAAAGCAUUCUUAAUUUAGUAUAAGCACAACUUUUAAAUGUUCAGACUGCAACCGUGUUACAGUGAAUACCAACCCUCACAGAAGGGAGUGUUACACUGAAUACCAACCCUCACAGAAGGGAGUGUUACACUGAAUACCAACCCUCACAGAAGGGAGCGUUACAGUGAAUACCAACCCUCACAGAAGGGAGCGUUACAGUGAAUACCAACCCUCACAGAAGGGAGCGUUACACUGAAUACCAACCCUCAUAGAAGGGAGUGUUACAGUGAAUACCAACCCUCACAGAAGGGAGUGUUACAGUGAAUACCAACCCUCACAGAAGGGAGUGUUACACUGAAUACCAACCCUCACAGAAGGGAGUGUUACACUGAAUACCAACCCUCACAGAAGGGAGUGUUACACUGAAUACCAACCCUCACAAAAGGGAGCGUUACAGUGAAUACCAACCCUCACAGAAGGGAGUGUUACAGUGAAUACCAACCCUCACAGAAGGGAGCGUUACAGUGAAUACCAACCCUCACAGAAGGGAGUGUUACACUGAAUACCAACCCUCAUAGAAGGGAGUGUUACAGUGAAUACCAACCCUCACAGAAGGGAGUGUUACAGUGCAAUAAGCUUUUCUUUCUGUUUUACUUCCAACAGCUUGUUCCCGUUUUGAUGUUAAUUUUAUACCACUAAUUCCUCUAAUUUAUUCUUGUCAGUUGUGAGAUUACUAUUGUUUUUUAAGGGUUUUAAUGCUACAGAUCAUUUUGUUAGUUUUAGUCUACAGUCUUUUUUUUUAUUUUCUAAAGUCACGAAAAUGUUGCAUAUUGCAUAUUGCAACCUAUUGUCAAACUAUAUCACAAAUGUUUGACACAAGUAAAAAUCUGUAGUGUAAAAUAUAUAUGCAGGGGUUGAAACUUAUACCAACAUUUUUAUUUAAAUCACUUGUGGCACAUUGUCAGUAUGAAUGAAAUUAUUAAUUUCAAAGAAAAAUUAAAAGAAAAAAGGCAGGGCCCCCAUACUCUUACUGACAGUGCAUCAGAAUAAAUAAUAAAAAAAAAUUGGAAUAUUUUGCAAAAGGAAAAAAAAAGCUCUCCCCGUUUCAUUCAGGUCAGGACUUGCUGAAUAAGGUAUUGUUAGAGAAGCUAGAUUGUAAUGCAGCUAUCACUUACGACUGUACAGCUGGAAAUUGAACUACUAAUGUGAAAUGUGCGUUUUUCAAAUGGCACACAAUCUGAAUUAUUAAAGCUCAUAGUUGCCCCUGUGGUAUCUUUGCGUAGCUGGUAAGCAAACCAAUCAAAUUUGAUUCUAUAGAAGGUAAAUGGAGUGUGGAGUAUUGGAAACUCAUAAACGUGUUGAUCCGACACUGGGAGUACUGGAAACCCAUAAACCUGUAGAUCGGACACUGCAAACCAAACAAUUGUUUAGCUUCUGGUUUACAGGGGAAGAAACUGCAUGGAUAAAGAUUUUAUAUCAAUAGUCAGUGACCACUUUAAUGCAAAAUGUAUGAAAGUCAGAACUGGAGGGAUUGUAUGUAAUAUAUAAGGCUAUUGCUCUCUCUGGAUUUGGGUCCUUGCUGUUAUUUUUAACAAACACAAAAUGGAGUCUAAAUGGUUCAGAUUCCUAACACCUACGCUUGCUUCGUCCGUCUCAGUUACGGCUUGGUGUGCGAGGUGCACUGAGAAAUGUACAUGUGUGUUAAAUUAAUAUUGGUUAUACUUCUGCAUCCGGAUAAAGAAGCAAACGCUAUGUUCAGUGGCCUUUAAGCCUGCAAUGUACAAUUUCUGCUUUUGGCAUUCGAUUCAUUAUGUAAACAGAAUAAGGGUCUCUCUUCUAUUCAUUUCAGAAUAAGCCAGUCUUCUAUGCUGCUGUCCUUUGCAUAAUCCCCCCACUGCACUGUUAGUUAUGCAGUAUAAAAUCCCCUGGUAGGAUGUUGGUCAUUAAUGACUCAAUGGGGCACUGCUCAAUGCAGUCUUAUUACUGUGACUAAUAAUGCGCCUGUUACAUUUGAAAGUCACUGCUGUAUUUGUGUGGCUCCUUUUAAUUUCAAGCCCUCUGUACCCCCUGUGUUCGCUGAAUGAUUUUAUUCAGUGUUCAUUAGAAAUGUACAAGGCACUGCCAUGUCAGACCAUUUUUUAUACCAGUGUAGCAAACUGAAAUAUUUAGAAACUGUUCUGUUUUUUUAUUUUAUUGUAAUAAUAAUAAAAAAAUCUUUUUGUA